Arachis ipaensis is the source of this 3607-nucleotide messenger RNA. Its product is annotated as Tetratricopeptide repeat (TPR)-like superfamily protein. NCBI's taxonomy places the organism in Eukaryota, Viridiplantae, Streptophyta, Magnoliopsida, Fabales, Fabaceae. Gene Ontology annotation, cellular component: NatB complex; cytoplasm. The record is from RefSeq and is a predicted model, not a curated record. Gene Ontology annotation, molecular function: protein binding. Gene Ontology annotation, biological process: N-terminal peptidyl-methionine acetylation.
AAAAAAAAAAAAAACUCCUCUCUCUUCCACAGUUCCACUUCCCUGUGUUCUUUCUUCCUCACUCCGCCCCAUGUUUUAGGUCUCUCUCUCUCCCCCUCACACACACAUACACUCUUUCUCUCUAUCUGUCAGUGUUAGUUCCCUUUCCAUCUCUCUGCUUAGCAUAAGAAGAACGGAAGAAGGUGUUUCUUGCUUACAAGUUCGAAUGGCUUCGAAGCUUGGCUUAGCCGGUGGGAUUCCAGAGCGUCGCGUUCGUGUCAUAUGGGACGCCAUUGAUUCUCGUCAGUACAAGAACGCUUUCAAGCACGUCACUACGCUCCUCACCAAACACCCUAAUUCCCCCUAUGCUCUCGCACUCAAAGCUCUUGUUUUGGAAAGGAUGGGGAAGCCCGAGGAAGCCUUAUCUGUUUGCCUGAAAGCCAAGGAGGUCUUGUAUGCAAAUGAUUCUCUCUUGAUGGAUGAUCUUACACUCAGUACGCUGCAGAUAGUCUUUCAGCGACUAGAUCACUUGGAUUUGGCUACGAACUGUUAUGAACAUGCUUGUAGUAAGUUCCCAAAUAGUCUGGAACUCAUGAUGGGGCUCUUUAACUGCUAUGUUCGUGAGUACUCAUUUGUGAAGCAACAACAGACAGCUAUCAAAAUGUACAAACUUGCUGGAGAAGAAAGAUUUUUGCUUUGGGCAGUUUGUAGCAUCCAAUUACAGGUGCUUCAUGGCAAUGGAGCAGAGAAGCUACUGCUCUUGGCUGAAGGAUUACUGAAGAAGCACAUCACUUCACAUAGUUUACAUGAGCCUGAAGCUGUUAUGGCUUACAUAUCCAUAUUGGAAAAGCAAACUAAGUUUGGGGAUGCUUUAGAAGUUCUAGCUGGGAAAUUGGGAUCACUAUUGACAAUUGAAGUUGAUAAGCUACGAAUACAGGGGAGACUUCUGGCUCGGGCAGGUGACUAUGUGGCUGCUACUGAUAUAUUUAAAAAAAUUCUUGUGUCAAGUCCAGAUGACUGGGAGUGUUUCCUUAAUUAUUUAGCCUGUUUGAUGGAAGAUGGCAGCAUUUGGUGUGAGGAGGCUGUCAAUGAUCCAGUACAUCCCCCCAAAUUUGUCCAAUGCAAGGUCUCACACUUGACAGAUGAACAGUUUGAUAGUCAAAUAUCAAAUGCAUCAGAUUUUAUACAGAAGCUACAAGAUGAUACCACUAACAACUCUAUGAGGUGUCCGUACUUGGCAAAUAUAGAAAUUGAAAGAAGAAAGCUUUUACGUGGGAAGGGGAAUGAUGAAAGCCUAAUGGAUGCAAUUGUGAAUUACUUUUGCAGGUUUGGUGACUUGGCCUGCUUUACUUCAGAUGUUGAAAUGUUUGUUGAAGUCUUAACCGAUGAUAAGAAGACAGAACUUUUGAAGGAUUUAAUGAAAAGCAGUGAUGGUUUAUCAACAACUCCAAGCAAGACACUUGGGCGAUGUAUAACCCUUUUCAAAAUUCAGCACUUACUACUGGGGAACAUGUUCAAGUAUUCUGUAAAUGAACUUGAAGGUUCUUGUGUUCAAAUGUCUGAUAUGUAUUGCAAAAACCUUCCACUUUCAAAGGGCUUGGAUCCACAGGAGAGCAUGCAUGGUGAGGAGCUUCUUUCAAUAACAUGUAAUGUGUUGGUGCAGUUAUUUUGGCGUACUAAGAAUGUUGGCUACAUGGUAGAGGCAAUUAUGGUUUUGGAGUUUGGUUUGGCAAUAAGAAGAUAUGUUUCACAGUACAAGAUCUUGCUGUUGCACUUGUAUUCCCACUUUGGUGCUCUUUCAGUGGCAUAUGAAUGGUAUAAAUCACUGGAUGUCAAGAAUAUCUUGAUGGAAAGUGUUCUGCACAACAUCUUGCCUCAGAUGUUGGUAUCUCCGCUUUGGACUGAGUCUAACAAUCUGUUAAAGGAUUACCUGAAGUUUAUGGAUGACCACUUCAGAGAAUCUGCAGAUUUGACUUUUCUUGCAUAUCGCCAUAGUAUUUACUCAAAAGUAAUUGAAUUUGUGCAGUUUAAAGAACGGUUGCAACAGUCUAGUCAGUAUUUUGUGGCACGAGUUGACACAUCGAUUUUACAGCUUAAGCAAAAUGCAAAUAACAUUGACGAAGAGGAGGGUGUCCUUGAAAGCAUGAAAUGUGGGGUUCAAUUCCUUGAUCUGUCUAAUGAAAUUGAAUCAAAGUCUAUAUCCUUCAAUGAAGACUUGCAGUUACGACCUUGGUGGACGCCAACUUCAGACAAAAACUAUCUUUUAGAACGAUUUGAAGGGACUUCUUAUUGUCAUAGAGAAGUUUCGAUCAAAGAGAGGGAAACAAGUUUCCAGAGAGAGAUUGAGAAGAAAUCCAUACUUCCACGGAUGAUAUAUCUUUCUAUUCAAAGUGUUUCAUCUUCAAUUAAGGAACAUGUUGAGGUCAAUGGUUCUGUUUCACCUAAAAUAUCUUCAGAGAUGAAACUAUUGCUAGACCGCUAUGCAAAACUUUUGGGCUUUUCUCUGAGUGAAGCAAUAGAAGUUGUCAUGGGCUUUUCCAGCAGUGAAAGUACCUCUGUGGUUUCUUGUUCCAACCUGAUUGACUGGUUGAAUUUCAUUGUAUUUUUAAAUGCAUGGAGCCUUAGCUCUCACGAACUUGUGCAACCAGAGAGUAAUAGCAGCAAGCCACAUAUUUGGAAUAUCUUAGAUUCUUUGCUGGAGAAGUAUAUUUUAGAGGUGGUCAAAUCUAUGGAGCCCGAUAUAUGUUCUCCUUGGAAUGAUGUACAACUUGUAAUGCAGAUAGUUACUGAACCUUUGGCAUGGCAUGGACUUGUAAUUAUGUCUUGUCUUAGAUCACUUCAACCAUCUGGUAAGAAGAAAAAGAAAAGCGGAUCAGUUGAUCAGUCUACCUCAAAUCUGGCUCAUGCAAUUCAAGAUUCUGUCCAGCAUUUAUCCAAUGUGUUAGAGGAGGUUCGGAGAUGGCUAAGAGAAUGGAAUAAAAGACCCGAAGAUGAGAAUGUGGAUAGCAUCCUUGCUCCUCUGAGGAAAAAUGGUCAAAAUGAUGGACCAGGGCAGGUCUAUCGAAUUUUCGAGACGUAUAUUUCCACUAUUAACGAGGCAGAGGUUGGUGAUCGUAUUGCUCAAUCCCUCAAAUGCUGGAGUCCUGCGGAAGUUGCCAGGAAAAUGGUGAAUGGGAAGGUUAAAGUACUGGCAGAAUUCUCUACCAUGUGUGAUUCAAAAAUUAAGUUACUACAGUCUAUCGAACAACAAAUUGCUCAAACAUGAAGAAACAAUCAUAUGUGGCGCUGAAGUUUGAUUUGGGAUUUACAAAUAUGGCCUCUUCUAUUGCUGUCCAGAUAUGAACCGUGGAUGCCAUGGGGUGAGAAAAGUGAGCUCAAAGUUAGUAUUUUCUGUGGAAGAGCCAUUAAUGGUUUGUUGGCAGCUCUAAUACUGGCUCUGGUUUUUUGUUGGUCAUUUUCAUGUAAAAUUUUGAUGUGUUCUAUUCAUUUUUAUUCUAUCCUCUCCUGGGCCUUUUAUGAGCAAUUUACCUUUUUUUUUUUUUGUCAGAAUUGUAGUUCCGAAUAAAAAUUUUGGCGAUGUAAUAUUUGGUUUGAUUAGUUUAAUUUGAGAUUAUAGAUUUUAUUUAAA